AUGUGCCAAGUUCACUGUGGAAAUAAGAAUAGUGUUUGUAUUUCUGGAAAGUGUUACUGUACAGAGGAUCGAACUGAUGAAAUCACAAAGGAAUCUCUCUAUUACGGACGCCCAACAGUUCGACACCAUAUCGCGCAUUUCUGUCCUAACCUGGAAGUAGCCAGGAGUUGCAUACGAAAAUGCAUGAAAGAAGGUCUGCCAUCAUUCUGUGGCAAGGAUCAUGUAUGCUACUGCGGUCAUAAAUACAAAAAUACCGAUGUAAAUCCGGCAAUAAACACUAACCAAGUUCAUAAUCAGUUUAAAGAUUUGUAUACUAAGUAUUUUGGACCGGAUCUUCGUAGUAAGGGACGUCAAUUGGAUGAACCGACUGAGUAUUAA
Molecule: messenger RNA, 378 nt
Organism: Pieris macdunnoughi
Lineage: Eukaryota; Metazoa; Arthropoda; Insecta; Lepidoptera; Pieridae
Source: the annotation of a GenBank genome assembly